This is a messenger RNA of Phialemonium atrogriseum, 2192 nucleotides long. Its product is annotated as putative ferric reductase transmembrane component. The record is from RefSeq and is a predicted model, not a curated record. Gene Ontology annotation, cellular component: plasma membrane. Gene Ontology annotation, biological process: iron ion transport; intracellular iron ion homeostasis; copper ion import. Lineage: Eukaryota; Fungi; Ascomycota; Sordariomycetes; Cephalothecales; Cephalothecaceae. The coding region runs from base 74 to 1957 and encodes 627 amino acids. Gene Ontology annotation, molecular function: ferric-chelate reductase activity. The transcript has 2 exons.
UGCUUUGCUAUAAUGCUAGACUGCCUCUGCGUGGCGUCAUUAUACCUUCAAAGGUUCCUCUCCAUCAGAGAAAAUGAUUGACCUCACAGCCCGGCACAUCCAGAAUUUCUCCGAGGCGUCCGGCCUCGAGCCGCAUUGGGGCUAUGCAGACCGUGCUGUACCCUGCACCAACGAUGCCGGGUCGUGCGAGUACCUUGACGCCGUCUACGGCGCCCACGACCGGGGAAUGCUGUACAUGGGCAUCUUCUGGGCAACCAUUGGCGGCAUCCUGUUGGUCUGGGGCGUCGGCCGGCGCUUCUUCGAGACGUCACCGUCGCCAUCAUCGCACCCAAGACACGGCGGCAUCACCCGGCUGCGGCACUCCAUUGCCGCCACCUCCCGGCAGUAUCUCCUCCCAACCUCUAUCACAUCCAUCUUCGGCCACGUCCCUCGGCUGCAGGUAGCCAUCCUGCUCGUGCUGACGGGAUAUCUCACCAUCUGGACCUUCAUGGGGAUCACCUACAAGAAGUGGAUCACCCCUGUCAAGGGUCAGCCCGGCGUGUACAACACGCGCACCAGCCUCGGCCCCUGGUCCGACCGGAUCGGCGUGGUGGCCUACGCGCUCACCCCGCUGUCGGUCCUGCUGGCCAGCCGGGAGAACCUCCUCUCGCUCGUCACUGGAGUGCCGUACACGUCCUUCAUCUUCCUACACCGCUGGACCGGCUACAUCAUCGUGAUCCAGUCGGUCCUGCACACCGUGGGCUGGGUCAUCAUCGAGGCCCGGCUGUACCAGCCCCAGCCGGAUGUGUGGAACGACUUCGCGCCCCAGCUGUACAUAGUCUGGGGAUUCGUAGCGCUGGGGCUGCUCGUGCUGAUGUGGCUGCUGGCCCUGCCUGUCAUGGUGAGGAAGGUGACGGGCUACGAGUUCUUCCGCAAGACUCACUACGUCUUAGCUAUGGUGUAUAUCGGCGCCCUCAUCGGCCACUGGCAGGCGCUGCAGUGCUUCCUGGUGCCGGGUUUGGUGCUCUGGUUCCUCGACCGGGCGGCCCGAUUCGUGCGCAUGGCGAUGCUGCACUACGGAUACAAGGACCAGAAAAGGGGUUGGGGGUUCUCCUCGGUGCCUGCGCGGGCACGGGUGUGGACCGACGAGAUCAACGGCGAUAUCGUGAGGCUCGACUUCGCGCAUCUCCAGCAACCCUACAAAGUCGGGCAGCACUUCUUCCUCUGCUUCACUGAGGGCUCCAUCUGGCAGAGCCAUCCGCUAACGCCGCUCUCAUUGCCGGAUCCGGCCGCCGACGGCACCGUCCCCCACGCGUACAUUAUCCGCGCUAAGAAGGGCGAGACGCGCAGGAUUGCAGAGCUGCUGAGGAGCAAGGCCGAGACAGCCCCGGUAUCUGCGGAACCGCCGACAACGCCAGUCAUCCUACAAGGCCCCUAUGGCGAGGACAUCGGGGACAGCCUGGGCCGGGACGUCAACGUGCUGUGCGUCGCGGGCGGGACUGGCAUCACAUACGUGCUCCCGCCGCUGCUGAAGCUCAUCAGGGAGAAGCCCGCGCCGGGCCGCAAGGUCGAGCUCGUGUGGGCUGUGCGGAGGGAGCAGGAUCUCGAGUGGAUCGGCCCGGAGCUGGCUGAGAUCCGCGGCGCGGCGCAAUCGCACGGCGUCGCGAUCCGUGUGUUUGUCACGGCCGAGGCCGGGAGCGAAAAGGGGCCGUCGGCAGCGUCGAUCGCCGACGAGAAGAGCCCUGCGCCCGAUAUCGAGGGCCGGGGGACUGGUAUUAGGCCGAAUCUCGACCAGGUUGUGAAGGAGUUUGUGGGCGAGGUGGUGGCAGGGCCAACCGCAGUGUUUGCUAGUGGGCCUGUAGGCAUGAUUACCGACUUGAGGACGUCGGUUGCUGCGUGUAAUUCUGGGGCCAAGGUUUGGAGAGGAGAGGAGAGGUUUGAUGUCAAACUUGUCUGCGAUAACCGGUUAGAGUGGUGAAGCUAGACCUUGAGAGAUACCAUUUUUGUUUUUUUUUUCUUUCCUGUAUCGCGAGAGCAUUGUGGAUUCGAAACAGACCAGCUGUUGUUCCUAUUCGUGGAUUCUUUUGGGAACAUGAUACGCCAGAACCGCCUUGCGCCGGAGGACAUUGCGGAUGCCAUCAUCUCUUUUGAAGACGGCAGGCUAGCGGACAUGAAGUGGUUUAUGCAAGCUGUGUAUAAUGACAAAGACGGGA